AUGAAUACAGAUAUAGAGUUGGACAAAUAAAAUAACAUGAGCAGUCCUUUGAUAAAUAAUAAAGAAAACGAAUAAAAGAGUAGUUAAAUUCUAAAUAGAAGUUCUUCAAUCUAUUAAAUAAAUUAGGGUUUGUUACGUUCUUAAAUAAACGAACAACUUGAUAAAUCCCUUUCAGAAUUUGUAAUAUUUAUUGAAGUAUCAGUAGUAAUCGAUAGAGGAGUUGAGAAAAGUGCUGCCCUUCGUUAAUUACGGUAAGGCAUUGAAUAUGCUUCUGAAGGCAACACAGGAGGGAGAAGUUGAAGAAUUCUUAGUAAUUUUGGAUGAUUUGAAAAUUAGAAAGUAGAAAUUAAGAUUGGACGAGAUAUUGGAUCAGAAAAAGUAAACUCUACUUCACAUUGCAUGCUUUAAGAAUUUACCCGCUGUAGUGGAGAAAUUGUUGGAAACUGUGAAGCAAAAUUCUACAUAAAAUCAAUUUGAAGAAUGGGUGAAUAGAGUCAAUUAGGACCAAUUUGCAUCUGUUCAUUUUGCAGCCUAUGUGGGUUCUAUAUCAAUAUUAGAGAUGCUUAAGAAUGCUGGAGCAGAUAUAAGCAUAAAAAAUUCUCAAGGUUAAAAUGCUUUGUCAGUAGCAGCUUAAGGUGAUUAAGUUUAAGCGAUGGUAUGGUUAUAUUUAUAAGGUCAAUCAAUAGUUGAGUAAGAUUCACAAGGAGGAACGCCUUUGCAUUGGGCAACGUAUUUUGAUAGUCUUUUUGCCCUCCAAUUUUUGUUGUCAUGGUUGUCCAAACUACCGAACUACAGCUAUUAUAUAAAUCUGAAGGAUGGAGAAGGUAUGACCCCUUUGCACUUGGCUGCUGUAACUGGAAACUGUAGAAUUGCAAAGAAAUUACUUUAAAAGGGAGCAAAUAAAAGUAUAAGAGAUUCUAAGAACUAAACUCCUGCUGAAGCUGCCUUAGAAAAUCAAUAGAAUGGUGUUUAUGAGAUUUUGAUGUCAAAUAAUUGCUUAUUAGAAUUUCUAAAUAUAAAGCCAAGGUAUUUGUAAUGAAUACUAGGAUAGCAUCAAACCUCCCUCUGUAAGUUGGACUUAAAUCAUAGCUUUUUUCAUAAUCUACUUUUAUUGUAUGAUAGGAACUAUUUUGUUUGUCUACCCCUUUUAUUUCAACCACGAAUGGCUUUAAAUUUUGUCAGUCUUUUCCUUUUUGUUAGGAAUAAUACUGUAUUUUUUGACCAUGUUCUUACAUCCUGGUUAUAUUGAGAAAAGCACAGAUUAAUAUCAGUUGUUUAAAUUAUUGAAUGACAAUGAACCUUGGGAAGUGUGUUAAGAAUGUCUAAUAAAGAAACCUGAGAGGUCUAGACAUUGUGAAUUUUGCAAAAGGUGUAUCGUUGUAUAUGAUCAUCAUUGUCCUUGGGUGAACAAUUGUGUAAUGAUUAUGUUCAUUCUAAUAGAUUGGAGCAAAAAACUACUUUAUUUACUUUUCCUUUAUUUCUAUAAUUUGGAUAAAUUUGAUUCAUAUUUUAAUUCUGAAUAGUUUGUUUAUAGGGCAUGGAUACAGUGAUAGCAAUCCAGUUUAUAGUUGGUUUAAUAAUAUGAUCGAGUCUCACUCGAAUACUUUAUUUAUAACCAAGAUAGUUGUUUAAUCAAUAAUAAUAUUUUUGAGUGUUUUGUUCAUAAUAGCAGUGUCUCAUUUACUUUAUGGAUAAAUCAUAACAUUAUUUACAAACAGGACUACAUUUGAGAAGUACAAGCAAGCUGAAAACUUUCAGUCCAACAGUGGGAAGUCAAAAAGCUAGAAACAAUUGUAAUAAUUCAUAUCAUAUUAGAUCAUAACAAUCAAUAAAAGCUGAAGAUCCUAAGAUAUAAUGUUCAUGUACGAAUUGUAUAUUGAUGUGUUGUGGAAAUGCUAAUAACCCUGCUUUUUAGUGA
Messenger RNA from Paramecium octaurelia, 1918 nucleotides. NCBI's taxonomy places the organism in Eukaryota, Ciliophora, Oligohymenophorea, Peniculida, Parameciidae. The record is from the annotation of a GenBank genome assembly.